Molecule: messenger RNA, 636 nt
Organism: Exaiptasia diaphana
Lineage: Eukaryota; Metazoa; Cnidaria; Anthozoa; Actiniaria; Aiptasiidae
Product: putative aminopeptidase YsdC
Exons: 1
Source: RefSeq, a predicted model, not a curated record
AUGGCAAUAAAUACAGAAUUACUUUCAAAAAUAUGUACAACGCCGGGGGCACCGGGGUUUGAGCAAAAAGUGCGUGAGCUGGUAAUCAGUGAGGUAAAGGAUUUGGUAGAUGAGCUGGAGAUUGAUAACAUGGGGAACGUCUAUGCGAUCAAACGAGGAACAGCGGCUACUGAUGGAGAGAGAAAUAAGCGAGUGAUGGUCGGAGCGCACAUGGAUGAAAUCGGAUUUAUUGUUACGCACAUUGACGAUAACGGAUUUAUCCGCUUUCAUACAUUGGGAGGAUUUGACCCAAAAACAUUGACAGCUCAGCGCGUGAUCGUUCACGGAAAAGAAGAUGUGAUCGGAGUAAUGGCUUCGAAGCCAAUUCACGUAAUGUCGCCAGAAGAGCGAAACAAGGUUGCAAAGACGAAAGAUUACUUCAUCGAUACGGGAAUGUCAGCCGAAAAGGUGAAAGAACUAGUUCAAGUGGGUGAUUCAAUCACACGUGAACGAGAAUUCAUUGAAAUGGGCGACUGCGUAAACGGGAAAUCAUUGGAUAAUCGUUUGGCGGUAUUCAUUUUGCUUGAAACAUUGAGAAACCUGAAGGAUCAGGAGAUUCCAUUUGAUCUAUAUGGAGUGUUUACAGUUCAAGAGGAA